GUGAAAUUCAAAAAUCUGUGUUGUGGUGCAUCUUCUCUUUCCCGCCUUCAGUCACAGACAGAUCUGAUGGUAUGGAACCCUAAUGGACGACAGAAAAUACGUUGAACUGUACCAAAGACUCUCCAACGCCACCGUUCCAGAUCCAAUUUUCGCAGGCAAAGACCAUCGCGGCGUCUGCGAAAACCUCUUCAACCAACUCCACUCCAUCUUCCGCCGAUUCUUCUCGGCUCUUCCUUUGUGCCACCGCCAUGACCUUCACUAUCGGUUCCAUCCGCUUCCGCAUUCGGAGCUGUGGCCAAUUGUUGAAGAAUUUUCUCUCAUUCUGCGCUGCUGUCUUCUUCUCCUAACGCUCCCGCACUCCUGUCAGAAGUUUUUCCUUCUCAAGUGCCGCUAUCUUUUUCGCAUUCUCAAUUCCUUUCUCUCUGUCCAUGUCACCGAACAUCGCAGCGUGCGCUUUAGCAACUUCCUCACCGACGUGGACUUGGACUUCGAUGAUUAUUGUCGUCCGUUUCUGCUCGCGCUGCUUGAGGUAUUUGCAGAUGAACUUUUAAGACACCAGCCGUUGAGAAGGUAUCUUAUGAUGGUUGAUUCAGUAUCUUCUAUCCAUGAAAAGCUUUUCGUGUGUCAUUUCAACCAAGGUGAUAUUGCCAUUGUCCUGGAGGUGUUAUCUUCUCAUUUCAUCCUGUCAGUUUCUAAUGAGAAAGCAGUUGAGGAUUUCACAGUUAGAUUAUUUUUACGUUGUGAUAAGGAUUUCAGAUUUCCUGAACUUAGUAUUGGGCCCUCCAUUGUGUUGUUACAUGACCCUGUUGUGCUCUCUGCACCAAAGAUGUUCCAGGCACACAUAGUUUCAACGGUUUCUGAAGCCAUUGGUUCUGGCUUAUCUUCCGAGCCUUUAGCCAAUUUCCAGCUUAUAGCACUGCAAAAAUCUGUUAUCUUGUACUCUACACACGUGUCUAGUUUGCAAAUAGAUGGCUUUCAUGUUGAAUCAAAAUGCUCCAACUCACACCUUCUUGACAGAGGUCAGCUAAAAUUUGAAUCGUAUAUCCGGCAUGGCACCAGAAACAGAUUAAAUAAAGUCUUAUCAAAGUUAGAUGAUUCAUGGGAUUCUUAUCAAUGCAAAUUGUUUUCCAAGACAAAAACGGAUCUUUUGACUGAGUAUAUUGCAUUUAUGAAGGAGAGACAGUACCUAUUUGAUGAUUCGUUAAGGAAAGGGAUUACCUCAAUCUUAAAUUGCCUAAUCCAUCAAGCCUUCUCUCAAGAGGCCACUGGAGUAUACACUAUAAAGGAAAACACUAGUGCACAAGAUAUAUGUCUUCUUGCAUCCAUAUUGAAGAUGAUGAGUGUUUCAUUGCAUCAAGCAGUUAAGUAUCUACGUAAUAGUGGUGAUUCAGAUUGUUUGAAAACCAUGAAAAGUGCCACUGUGCAUGGGAAAUAUGAUUUCUUGAUCAGCAUCUUUGACUAUUUUCGACAGUUUAAGAUCUGUUUACCAAUUCAAAGUUUCUUGUAUGAUGAGAUGAAAAGUCAGAAAUCAAAUUACAAAGUCUCCGAGGCAUUGCUCGUGCACUUCACAGGCUUGCUAUCAUUAAGUUUUAACAAUGGACUUGAAUUGUUGGCAAAGGGGUGUAUAUCCGUACUUAUGGCAUUGAUGUAUCUGUUUGUUUUUGAAGAGGGGGAUUUACUUGCUUUGGAAUCAUUGAAGGGUCCGUCAUUACAACCUUGCUUGUCUGAAAUUUCAUGUCAUAAGAGUGGAAAGGGUGCAAGAGAUAACCAAUCUGUCUAUGAAGUUGUAGCAGAGUUUCGGAGAAUUCAAUCAUGUAAUUUGAGAACGGAUUCCUUCACCUCCUGUAACGACGAUAAUGAAACAAAGAAAACCUGCAAUGGGGAAAUGUUUCUUAAUUGCAUAUUAGGAGACCCCAAAAAAUUAUCCGAUUAUGAUGAACUUGCAGAUUUCCUUGAGUGUAAGACUGGGAAAGAUUAUUCCAAGUGGAUGAAUAGGCGCGAAAUAUAUAGAGAUAAGAGGUAUCAGAAAAAACUAGAAUUAAGGAAGACUAUGAAGAAAACUGUCCGGAAGUCUUGUCGGUUUAAAAACAAUGGUCAGUCCUUCAAGGGACAGAAAAAUUGAAUGUUUGUAAAGUAUUGGAGGUGAUAGAUGCAAUCCACCUUUGGCCCUUGUACAUGUAAAUGAAUUAUUUACUUUUUUUAGCUCUUCA
Vigna umbellata (rice bean) is the source of this 2210-nucleotide messenger RNA. RefSeq names its product 2-isopropylmalate synthase. The record is from RefSeq and is a predicted model, not a curated record. Lineage: Eukaryota; Viridiplantae; Streptophyta; Magnoliopsida; Fabales; Fabaceae.